Recurvomyces mirabilis is the source of this 279-nucleotide messenger RNA. RefSeq lists its product as uncharacterized. Bases 1 to 279 code for a protein of 92 amino acids. Lineage: Eukaryota; Fungi; Ascomycota; Dothideomycetes; Mycosphaerellales; Teratosphaeriaceae. The transcript has 2 exons. The record is from RefSeq and is a predicted model, not a curated record.
AUGGACCCCUUACCCCAUGCCGCGAUCGUCUUCCUCAUAAUCCUCGGCGUCGCAAUCGCGGUAGCAAUCAGCUAUGGCAUCUGGUCCCUCAUCCACGGCCGCGACCCCGAAGACUCCCUCGAACCGACACAAGACCAAGCAGUCUACAUGCGGGAAGUCCGGCUCCGAAACCACGACUGGAUGGCCCAGACCUAUGGGUACCGGUACGAGCGUGGCGUGCCGGCGCAGGGACUGGCGUAUCAAUCGAGUGGGCGGAGUUCGAAGGGGAGUUAUGUCUGA